AUGGGUUAUACUGAUCAUGCUGCUCUCUUCAUCACAUUCGAUUGGGAACAAAACUGGAAUUCCUUUAAAUGGUCUUUUCCAUAUGACCUUGAUUCGGUGCCAGGGCUCUUACAGCGUUGUGCCAAGUCCCAGAUGGCUCCGCUCUUUCCUGUUGAUGCCGCAAAUGAUUGCGAUACCAAUUUACAAGCCUGGGUGUUAUCGUUUGAGAGCUUGGCUGAGACAGUGCAUGAAGCUAAUGCAGGUUGCCCAUUGGCCAAGCCAUUCUUUGGACGCCUUAAGGGUAAACGUGUCAAAGUGAAGCCAUCUAGGCUUACUCUUUCUUCAGACGGAGACGAGAUGGUCCAGCGCCAGGCCUUGACAUACAGGUCGCAGUGUCUGCGCUGGGUGCGGGAGCUACACCACGAACUCCUCAAACAUGGAAGUGGUUGGGGACAGGCUCACAACCUGUGGCGGAAGAUCUUGAAGUGCAAAGGCUUUGAUGGCUCCUUUGCGCAGUGGAUUCUGGACAAUGAGGUGGCCUCUAUGGUCCCUGUGCGUGUACCGUCUGUAACGUGGCUUUCCAUGGUUUCUGAAAGGCUGCGUGAUGAAGAGCGCUUAUGGUUUCAGGCCAUUCGGCUGCAGUCUAUCAACUGCUACAAGCAAAACAUGGCUGAAGAUUUUCGGAAAGGAGGUAGACGACACGCUGCUGCAGUCAAAGGAGGCUCCACGGCCCCCUUACACUCAUUGGCUGUUUUUCGACCUGUCGAGGUUCAACGCGUUCGGGUCAAUAAGGGCUCCCCUGCACGGCUCAUCCUCAAGAGCCCUGUUGCAGUCGCGCCUGGCGAUGCCCUUAAACUAGGCAAGACGAUGUGUCAAAUCCAAGCAUGUACUCCGGAAGUCAUUACUCUGGAUGCCCCGAUGAAGCAUGAUAUGUACAAAGGCGCGGCGGCACUCGUAUCUUGGUCCACGGAACCCGCAGUUGUGCAGGAGCAGGUCCAGACUUUCUGGAAGCAAUUCUGGUUCCCCGAACAGCAACCGGACUUGCAGUUCGUUCAAGACAACAUACAGCACAUGCCCGCAUUGGCUCCUUUCGAUGCCGCGAUAUCUUUCCAACCAAGAAUUACGUCACCUUUCGCUGCCAUUACGUACGGACCUUUUGGUUGUGUUGAAUCAGCUUUCAUGGGUCCAGGUGUGGCCGUCCUCGUUGUGUGCAUCGUAUGUUUCCUUAUAUUAGCAAAAGUGGACAAUCCAAUGGUGCCUGCAGACGGGCGGCCCAUAACAGUGUUGCCGACGCUUUACAGACUCUGGGCCAAAAUCCAGACCAAAAAGGUUCUGCAGAGCAUUUUGCCGUGGCUCCCUCAGGAGCUUUACGGCUCGGUUCCAGGUAAAAGUGCGCAGGAGAUGACUUUGGACUUGCAGGCCUCCAUUGAGUACGCCGUGGCCACUGGCAGCACGCUCACUGGUUUGUCUCUUGACUUAUCGAAAGCAUACAACACAAUUGAUAGAAACGUUUUACAGAUAUUGGCACGCAGAGUUGGAUGGCCAAACAACCUGAUCUGUUCCUAUAUGGGUUUCUUGAAUGGUUUGCAAAGACACUUUAUGGCAGGCGGGUCACUAUCUGAGUCUAUGGGCAGUAGCACAGGUGUGCCUGAAGGAUGUCCUCUUGCUGUAACUUCCAUGAUGCUCGUUACUUGGUUGGUUACGUCGGUCACAAAAGCCAAGACUGGCGUCGUAGUACACUCAUAUGUGGACAACUGGUCGUUGCAGCACAGCCAACUUGACCGGCCAUUGAUGGAGCAGAGCAAGUGGCAAUCGCGACCGACAAACUUGCUAUGCGGCUUUCACUUGAGAAAACCCACGCUUAUGCCACUGUGGCAAAGGACCGCAGACGCCUCCGGUGCGCAGAAGCGGCAGCCCAGUGCUGCAACAAUCCAGGCGCGCACCAGAACAAAUGAGCCAAAACUACAGAGACUGCAGAGCGCUACGUGGCCUUUGUACCGAAAAGUCUCUACGCUGAUGCGUGUCGUGGUGCCCUCGUGGCUCUUCGGGUGUGAGUUCACUUCAAUGUCAAAGUCUGCUUUCAAACAGCUCCGGGGUCGCAUGAACACGACACUGUGGGGCAAACACUCGAAUCGGGAUCACUUCUUGGCCCCUCUUGCCGCGGCGCCUCUUGAGUACGAGCCUUUUUUAUGGGUGUUACAGCAGCGGGUUCGCACUUUGCGGAAAUUUUGGUUCUGGUGGCCAGCCAAAGCUGGAUUAUGCUGGGAUACCGCAGUUGCUCUGCCUGCAGCAAAGGCUUUGGGCCCCUUUUCGUAUUUCAAGCAGCAGGUUGGGGUCUUGCAGUGGUCCAUGGUGCCUGAUGGGUACCUCCUCACCGCGCAGGGAAAGAUGCACAUCCUUUUUUCGGAUCCUUUGAAGCUUUUGGCCGAAGCGCGUCAGCAAUGGAUUCAGGCUGUUGUAAUGCCCCAAGCCCGUGCCAGAGAAGUACCAAUUCCUGCCAGUCUUGAUGUUGAUGAGAUUCGUUCUGCUCUUAAGACUUCUGGAACAUACAAUGUGGUUGCUGCAAAUGUGCCAGCGGGAUCCGCAGCAACAGCAUUUCCGAGCACAAUUGACGUCGACGUUCCCCGCCAUUGGGCCAUGUUUUUGGGAGAAGGUGUGGGCACAACAUUUGCAUGGUGA
Molecule: messenger RNA, 2658 nt
Organism: Symbiodinium natans
Lineage: Eukaryota; Dinophyceae; Suessiales; Symbiodiniaceae
Source: the annotation of a GenBank genome assembly